AGGGCAGGGGAAGCCGCUUCACUAAAUUAUUAAGAAUCCAAAAGUGAAAAAGAAUAUCAUCAGCUAGCAACCCAUAUCUAGGUACCAGCUAGCUCCAAUUCUCCCAGCACCCCAGCAAAACCAUUCCUCCAAUACACGUUUUACACUCGAUCCACGCGCGCAGGUACCUUUCAUGUUUUCAAUUUCAAUACCAAUAUAGCCAUAGCUAGCUAUCUAGCACAGACAGAUCAAGAGAAAGAGAAAGAGAAAGACGCGUGUGCAGCCGUAGCUAGCUUGCUCCCUUUGUCCAUUUGUAUAUUUAUGCACAUCUGGUAAUUGUGACCCGCCCAUUAAACCCUUGCAAGCAAGCUACCAUGAAAAACUCAGUCUCAAAUUUUCAACUUGUUCCAUUCUACUCCGGUACUGGAAGGUGGACACUACUGGACAAUCAGCAGGAAUUUCUGGGCGAUGAUCAGCACUGGAUGUGGAUGAACAGGAGGAAACAUAUGUUGGAGAAAUCGUCAUCGCCAUCGUCAUCAUCACAGUUUCAGGCAGCGCCAAGCGAGUCGUGGGAAGAGCAGGCCUUUGCGGAAGACGCGGCGGGGCAGCUCGGAUGGCCGCCGAGAUCUUAUGGGUGCAGUUUUUGCGGGAGAGAAUUCAGGUCUGCUCAAGCCCUUGGCGGCCACAUGAAUGUUCACAGAAGGGAUAGAGCCAGGCUGAAGCAAUCCCCUAAUAGUCCCAAUGGUUCUGAAGUUCUCCAACACCAUCAUCAUCAUCAUAAAAAACAUCAUGAAGAUCAUACACAUAUAAAUAAUCUGUGUAAAGCAUGUUUAGUUCAAGACCCAAGUGAUCAUAUUUGCUGCCCCAAAAGUCUUGAUGCUGCUAGGGUUUCUGCCGCUGCUUCGUCUCAAGCCUACGUAGCACAGAAUUUUGGGGAUAAAAAAUAUUCAUAUGCUGGCUCUACCUCUUCUUCUUCUUCUUGUUAUUCUUCACUUCAGAAUAUUGUUCAUGAACACAAUCACAAGGGAACCCUUUUUGCUGCUCCUCCAUCUUGGUCGGAUUCUGUGGUAGUGAAAGCGCCAAGUACUACUUCUUCAACCCAUUAUAAUAUUGAUCAAAAGGCAAAUGUUGUGAGUAAGAAACCUAAGACUGGAAGACCAGUUAAUGCCUCGUCGAUAGUAAGGCCAGUGUGGAUGAUCAACCCAUGUUCCAUUAAUUAUGAAAGACAGAAUAUUGCCAUUCUCCAAUCUGAGACGUCGACACAGAGGUACGAGACCAGCAGUAGCAGUAGUUCAGCAGGUACCACCAUGGAGGCCUUGGAUCUGGAGCUUAGGCUUGGGACUCAUCCACCAAGGGUGAAGUUGCUGCCUACCUACCUAGCUAGCUAGCUAGCCAUAAGAGUACAACAAAUUAAUUAAGCACACCUUCUGCUUGAUUUAUUAAUUAUAUUAAACUAAUGUUGUUCUUUUGUUCUGAUCCGUUGCCCUGGAUCUUGUAUUGGCUGAUUAGAUGGCAAUUAAACACGCCUCGUGUACGUUUACUUAUUUUAAAUUUGAAUCGAAUCAGUGAAAAGCCCAACUUUCAUACA
This is a messenger RNA of Malania oleifera, 1567 nucleotides long. Its product is annotated as zinc finger protein 10-like. The record is from RefSeq and is a predicted model, not a curated record. Lineage: Eukaryota; Viridiplantae; Streptophyta; Magnoliopsida; Santalales; Ximeniaceae. The transcript has a single exon. Bases 354 to 1367 code for a protein of 337 amino acids.